Molecule: messenger RNA, 531 nt
Organism: Zymoseptoria tritici IPO323
Lineage: Eukaryota; Fungi; Ascomycota; Dothideomycetes; Mycosphaerellales; Mycosphaerellaceae
Exons: 2
Coding region: 1-531 (176 amino acids)
Source: RefSeq, a predicted model, not a curated record
AUGCUCAAGUGCCGGAAUGCGGUCCAUGCGGAUACCCUACCAAGACCAAAACCUGCGCCUUUCUUGGAUGGACACACCCUCGUCAGCCGAGGACGAGGUGCGCAUACGACGACGUCGCAAGAUGUCAGUACUGCGAGUGCGACAUCUGAACGACGGGGCAUACAGCACGGACCGGAGCAAGCUUUGCAGGUCCUGCGGAGACUACUCUGCAUGCAUACCGUGUCUGCACCGCAGACAAACUGGUAUCGAAAUGAGGGCAAUCCGUACGGUUCGAAAAUUACGAGAGAAUUGCCGGAUGCAGUUGCAGAUGCAGAUACCGGCGCAGUCGCGGAGCUCUCGAGGGCUGAGGUUUAUCUGCUGAACGGGAACACAUCCGCAGUUGCGAACUGCUGGGACGAUGAUCAUAUGCGACUUGAAGAGAAGCCGAAGAUGGAGAUACCCUUACCAGUCAUCGGAGGAGAACCGCAGCUGUCAUCGCAGGAGACGACUUUGUCAAUGCGGAUGCCGGGCUUUGGCCGGCGAUGCUCAUGA